Molecule: messenger RNA, 543 nt
Organism: Penicillium pulvis
Lineage: Eukaryota; Fungi; Ascomycota; Eurotiomycetes; Eurotiales; Aspergillaceae
Exons: 2
Coding region: 1-543 (180 amino acids)
Biological process (GO): positive regulation of mitotic metaphase/anaphase transition
Cellular component (GO): anaphase-promoting complex
Source: RefSeq, a predicted model, not a curated record
AUGAGCAAAGACUCGUCCUCAACAUACCUACACAUGCACCACCCCCGCCUAGCAGAUUUCUUCGAAGAAUUCACGCGUCCGCAUACCUCAACAGCCUCAGCCACAAACCAACAAUUCAAUGCAAACAACCAAUCCAACAACGCAACUACCUACGGCUCCUCAUCUCCCUCCACAAUCCCCUCAUUCCUGCCUAUCGAAGACAUCUACGUCCAACCACAAUACCAACCUCCAAACCCCGAAGACGAGGACGACGUUGUGCCGGACCAGCAUGCUGCGUUUGGAAUUACUCGAGCCAUGGAUCGGAGACGGGAUCCGGUUUGGCGUGAUCUAGGGCUUGAGGCACUGGUGAAUGGGCAGGGACAUGGUGGUAUGGGUGUUUCUGCUAAUGGUGGUGCCGGGGGGACGGGUGCCGCUGGGGGUUCGGGGCCUGCGGCUACGUUGAGGGGAACUGGUGGGGGUGCGGCGUCGGCGAUGUCGGCUGCUGUGAGGGUUAGUAAUGCUGGACGGAGGAUGGGUGGACGAAGAGUUGUUUGUUUGCGGUGA